AUGAUGCCCUUAUUAGAUUAUACGUUUGCUGAGAAUGGGUCACCCCUUAAUGGAUCCAGCUGCGGUUUAAGUGCUGAGACACUAAAACGGUUUGUGCGGAGGCGUGGGAUGCACAGACCACUACAAAAAAAACGCUUAUUAUCUACGGGUAAAAUUCGUAGUGGUAUCAGAGUCGAUGGUGAUGAUUCGUUUAGUGUCAAUGAUUCGUUUAGUGCCGACUCAAUGUAUCAAAGUCUUCUUGCCAAAAGUACAAAUAAGUUUGGUUUUCAGUUGUUUGCAUUUGGGUGA
This is a messenger RNA of Sphenostylis stenocarpa, 288 nucleotides long. NCBI's taxonomy places the organism in Eukaryota, Viridiplantae, Streptophyta, Magnoliopsida, Fabales, Fabaceae. The record is from the annotation of a GenBank genome assembly.